AUGCACCUGGAUCUUUAUCUGGACAAAUACGAAAAAGGACCGCUCUACGUCAAAAGAUUGGCGUUCAUAUGCCUGGAAUUCCCCGUCUCUGCAGACGUGGUUCACCGAUUGCUGGACAUGAUUGUGGACCCUAAGUCUCCUUACAGAUACUUUAAAGACACGCCCCGUCUGCUGAGAAUCAGUGGCCAGGAGACAUACAUGCAACGCUACAACGAAAUGCAGAUGGCGAUCAACUCGAAGCCGAACUUCGAUCACGAGCUAGCCAAGCUUUCCAAACAGGCGCCCACACAGGCCAAUUUCGAGCGCGUGGUCGAUCUCUUGCAUCUGCGCACAGUGCACACACUAAUGACUACCGGGUCGAGCGAUAACAUUGGUGAUAACUCGGGUUUCUACUACAACUUGGGUCCGGAGUACUCGGCCAUGUUUCGAAAACGCUCAUUCAGAGAAUUGCAGAAGCUGAUGGUCUACAAGGCCUACGAUGGCAACCUGGCGUCGUCCACGGUGUUUCUGCGGCGGAAAUUGCAACAGGUGCUGGAAUACGAACGUGAUGACGAGAGCGAUGAGGACGAUAGAAUGGGCUCAGACGAGUACAACUUAGAAAAAGAGGAGGCCGUUGCCUACUGGACCUGUCGAUGGUAUUUGCUCUAUGCGCUUUUUUUGAGUAAUAACUACCGGGCAGUCGUUGAAGAAUACUUCCAGCUCAUAAAGGAGCCAGCUGUCGCCGGCUAUAAUGCUUUGGACGUGCUGGCAAACGAUUACAGCAAUGAACUCGUUUUGAGAGAGUACCUGCUGCGCACUGUGUGUUUCUCCGUCCUGGUGGCAGAGAAAAUGCAGAAUCUGGAAGCCAGAUGGAAGGAAAUGAGCGGAGAGACUUUUGCCUCGGAUGCUCCAUUGAGAAAGCUCAUAAAGCUCUAUACCGGUUGCCGUUUCUCUGAUUUGAAAAACAUUCUCGCAGAGUUCCAGUCGGAAUUCGACUACGACGAGCAGCUUUCGCAUAGUUAUAGGCUCUGGAAACGGACUUUUGAGUACAAGGUAUGCGUAUUCUAUCUAUCGCUGGUUAAAAGAGUGUCUCUUGGUCAUCUAGAAGAAGUUCUGGGCACUACAAGCGAGGAGAUCACUAAACUGAUCAGUCUAUUCAAGCUACGAGUCAAAAUCGAUCAAAAAAACAACCUUGUCGAGUUCCAGGACACUGACAGCUACAAUUCUCUGGACAACCAAAUUCAGCUCCUGACCGAUGCUGCCGUGGCAGAGAUGAGAGCACUGGAGGUCAAUAGGAUGGUCAAAGAGGCCUUUGAUUGA
This is a messenger RNA of Ogataea haglerorum, 1299 nucleotides long. RefSeq lists its product as uncharacterized. Bases 1 to 1299 code for a protein of 432 amino acids. NCBI's taxonomy places the organism in Eukaryota, Fungi, Ascomycota, Pichiomycetes, Pichiales, Pichiaceae. The transcript has a single exon. The record is from RefSeq and is a predicted model, not a curated record.